Aphis gossypii (cotton aphid) is the source of this 2039-nucleotide messenger RNA. Its product is annotated as membrane-associated protein Hem-like. Gene Ontology annotation, cellular component: SCAR complex. Lineage: Eukaryota; Metazoa; Arthropoda; Insecta; Hemiptera; Aphididae. The record is from RefSeq and is a predicted model, not a curated record. The coding region runs from base 90 to 1472 and encodes 460 amino acids. The transcript is spliced from 9 exons. Gene Ontology annotation, biological process: cell migration; cell projection assembly; cortical actin cytoskeleton organization.
CGACAAUAAAUGUAUGGGAAUACACAUUUGCACCACGUGAAUACUUGCACCAACAUCUAGAAACUCGGUUUGGUCGGGCUCUGGUAGGCAUGGCUAUGUUUAACGCUGAUACGGGUGACAUUGCUAAACCAUCAGAACUUCUAGCCAGUGUCCGGGCCUACAUGAGCGUUCUACAAACUGUUGAAAACUAUGUCCAUAUUGAUGUGACAAGAGUGUUCAACAAUGCGUUACUACAACAAACGCAGCAUGCUGAUAGCCAUGGUGACAAAACUAUUGCAUCGUCAUAUACUCAGUGGUACUCAGAAGUUCUAUUACGUCGGGUGAGUGCCGGCAACAUUUGUUAUUCACCAAAUCAACGAGCAUUUGUCAGUCUUACAGCAGAUGGUGCAGUACCUUUCAAUGCAGAGGAAUUUAGUGACAUUGGCGAGUUGCGAGCACUUGCUGAACUUGUAGGUCCUUACGGGAUGAAAUUGCUCAAUGAGACACUGACAUGGCAUGUAGCCAGUCAAGUGCAAGAACUAAAAAAACUAGUUGCCGCUAAUCGUGAAGUUCUGCUAGCACUCCGCACUAAUUUUGAUAAACCAGACGUGAUGAAAACCGAAUUCAAAAAACUGCAGCAUGUGGACAACGUGCUUCAACGCAUGACUAUUGUGGGUGUAAUCUUAAGUUUCCGGCAGUUAGCUCAGUCUGCACUUCGUGAUGUUCUUGAAGACCGUGUACCCUUCUUAUUGGCUAGUGUCCAAGAUUAUCACCAGCAACACCAGCUUCGUGUUGGUGGUGUAAUGGGUAAUGGUGGUAUUAAUGGAGUUGGAGGAGUAAUGGUAGGAGGAAAUGGAAGUGUUAAUGGAGUGGGUGCAACUGCUGACACAAUGCUUGUUAGUGAAAUGGCUUCGGCUGCAGGUUUGGAAUGUGCAGUAGACCCAGCACUGGCAGCUGCACUGCGCAAUCAAAAGACUGCUGACGAGCAUGAUGAACAUCUAACAGCGUGUUUGCUUAUGGUUUUUGUGGCGGUCUCUGUGCCAAAGUUGGCACGAUCUGAACAUUCAUUUUACCGUGCUUCGCUGGAAGGGCAUGCCAAUAAUGUACACUGUGUAGCAGCUGCUGUGAAUGCUGUUUUUGGGGCACUGUUUACUGUUUGUUCUGCUGGUGCAGGACCUAGCACUGGUACUGGGGCUGAUCCCACUUCAGUUGCUGCAGCAGGAAGUGAUAUUGAAGACCGUAUGAAAGAGUUCUUGGCUCUCGCUUCAUCCAGUCUACUGCGUCUUGGCCAAGAAGCUGACCGUGAUACUGUGCGUAACCGCGAGUCUGUAUACCUUUUGCUCGAUCAGAUUGUUCAAGAGUCACCGUUUCUCACCAUGGAUCUCUUAGAGUCAUGUUUCCCAUAUGCCCUGAUAAGAAAUGCGUACCAUGCUGUCUACAAAAUCGAACAUCAUCAACAUGGUGGUCAUUCAUCAUCUUCACAUCAAAUAUAAUAUAAUCGUUUACUUCCAUUCAAUCAUUAAUUUCUCAUAUAGUAUGAUUAUGAUUUCUUUGUCGAUUAUUUUUGUGUUAAUUUCGUAAAUAUUUUUCAUUAUAUUAUGUAAAAUGUGUCAUCUCGCAUUUCCAAAAACAGGCAUAAUAAUAAUAGUACGGCAAAAACUAUUUAAUAAUUUAUAUUGUGUUAUAUUAUUAGUUAUUACUUUUAUUGUUUAAUCUCAAUAUUUGUAUCAUUAUCGUAUUAUUUAAUCCCUUUAUUUUAUUUUUUUUUAUUAAUUUAUUUAUUUUAAUUAUAAAAAUGACUUUUAUUUUGUAAAGUUAUGCGUGCCAACCAUAGAACAAUUUACAAAAUAAGAAUAUUCUUAUAUCACUGCGAUUACUAGUGUUAGUUAUAAAGUUCCACUACACUUGAGCUAUGGCUAAUUAUAAUUUAAUAUUAACUAUUUAUCCCCAUUGUUUUUUUAUAUUACUAUUUUGUAGAAUGUUCUUAGACAUAAUUAUUAUUGUUUUUACUAAUAGUGAGUAUCACAACAAAUAAAUACAAAAAUAUAUUAUUUUUAUUA